Messenger RNA from Phycodurus eques (leafy seadragon), 3760 nucleotides. RefSeq names its product ras-interacting protein 1-like. Gene Ontology annotation, molecular function: GTPase binding. The record is from RefSeq and is a predicted model, not a curated record. Gene Ontology annotation, biological process: substrate adhesion-dependent cell spreading; signal transduction; neural crest cell migration. NCBI's taxonomy places the organism in Eukaryota, Metazoa, Chordata, Actinopteri, Syngnathiformes, Syngnathidae. Gene Ontology annotation, cellular component: microtubule.
GGGCUGCAGGCGGCGGCAGGUCCGCGAACUCCUCACUCGCUCGCGGCUUCGGACGAAGAAGCUGCUUUGGUGCCGGGAUUCCGUUAACCUCACCGGCCGACGAACUGUCACUCUCCAACUGUAACGGGUCGUUUGGGACUUUCUCCCGACGAUGAUGAUGAGGAGGAGGAGGAGGACGAGGAUGAUGGCGGUGGGGUGCUGACGGACGCCGAGGAAGAUGAUUAGCGAGGAGAGAAGCCUGCACGGCGGUAAUAAGCAGUCGGCCGUGGUGGGCUUGCUGAUCCGCUCCCCCAAGAGGAGACUCGCCCAGCUCGGCCGGAAAGCCAGCAAUGGGUCCAACGGUUCGACCGGCACGGACCGCUCGGCCGAGAGCUCGGGCGUCCGGCAGCCUGCCAAGUCCAAAAUCCGGCGUCACAACAACAACAACAACAACAAGCGUCUGUCGGGCGUGUUUAACCGCAGCCCCGACCUAGGCCGCGGCGGACCCUCCACGCAGGACGACCCGGCCGAGUUGUCCUGCCGGCUGUCGGUGCCCGGCAUUCUCAAGAUCUUCGGCGGCGACAUCUGCCAGGGAGCCAACUACAAGAGCGUCCUGGCCACGACGCAAUCCGGCGCCAAGGAGCUCCUCAAAGAAGCUCUGGGCAGGUACAGUCUGGCGAAAGAGGACGCCAGCGCCUACGUGCUGUGCGACGUGAUCGGCCGGACCGGCGCGGGCGGCCCGUGGCGGCGGGAAUGUUUCCGCGUGGUGGGCGACCACGAGAAGCCGCUGGUGCUGCAGUCGCUGUGGAAACCCAAAGAAGGAUUCUCACGGCGCUUCGAGAUUCAGCUGAGGGUCCGCGUGGAGGAGCAGAGCCUCAAGGAGCGAGACACGGUCACAGCGGGCAUCAACGCUCAGGCGCGGAAGCUUCAGAGGAACCGCUCCAGAGCUACGUCGCUGUUCAUGGAGAAGAGCGACGCGGACGGGACGGACUUCUGGAGGAGCCUGAGCGAGAUGGACCUGAGCGCCGUGGGCAAAGAGGCCCGUAGGCUGCGCCGCAUCGGGGACCGGGACCGGGACCGGGACCGGGAAAGGGACGCCCUGAGGCUAGACGUGCAGGAGAAGGAGGAGACGGAGAGCAGCGAUGACAACGCCACGCAGUACUCCAUACAUCCGCCCUUUGACUUCCCCUACUUCCUGCUUCUGCAGGGAUACAACCACCGACAGGAUUUCGUCAUCUACCUGCUCAGCGGGAGCAGCACAGUGUUGGGCCGCUGCGGCGAGCACCGCGCCGGCGAGGACGAGGAGCGUCUGAAGGUGGACAUCCUGCUGUUCGCCCCCGACGUCCUCCCCCGUCACUGCCGCGUGCGCCGUCUGGACUCGGCCGCCGCGAUCCAGCCGCUCCACGGCGCCCCCGUCACCAAGAACGGGGCGGUGCUGAAGGAGGAGACGCGGCUGCGCCCUGGUGACGUGGUGGGCUUGGGCGAGCACUACCUGUUCAUGUUCAAGGACCCCACCGGUGCGGCGGCGGCGGGACCCCUGCAGACCGAGACGCCUCCCCGGAUGAGCCGACUUUGUCCCGACGCCGCCGCGGAGACGCCGCCCGCCUGUCAAUCGCGCGGCCGCCGUCCCGCCGUCACCGCGGGCGACGUAGCAGAAGACGAGCGGGCGACGCUAAGCUACGGUCUGGAGCUGGAGGACGAGGUCCUGCGGGAGAUCACGGACAUGUCGGAGUCCGGCGGCGCCGGGCCCAAGCUGACGGCCGCCUUCCUGCUCAGCCUCUGCAUUCAACACUCGGCCGCCACGCGCGACCUCAAGCACUUCAGACGCCUCUUGCUAAACAUCGCGGCGCGCGUACAGAAAGCUGUCUGGGACAAGACAAAGGAGCUCGCGUCAAUGCAGACAGACGGCCUCCCGCUGCGGACGCAAGAUCUGAUCUCGGGUCUGCGUCCCCUGGCCGCGUGGAUGGCCAACGCCAUCGAGCUUCUGCUCUUCAUCCAGCGGCGCAUCCCUCAGCUGAUGGCCGCCAGGAGGGACCGCCGAAAGCCAGGUCUGAUGGACAAAGAGGAGGUGGCGUCCACUCGUGACGCCUGCGAGGAGGCCAUGACGGUGCUGGAGGAGGUCAUCAUGUUCACCUUCCAGCAGUCUGUCUACUACCUCACUAAGAGCAUGUACUCGGCUCUGCCGGCCGUGCUGGACGGCAACCCGUUCUCAGAGAGCGGGCACCUGCGCGUGCCGGACGGUCUGAGCGGCGUCCUGGAGGUCCUGAAGGAGGCCCUGCAGCUCUUCACCUCCUUCCAGGUGCACGCCGACAUCUGCCUGCAGCUGUGCGCGUACCUCUUCUUCUUCAUCAACGCUUCGCUCUUCAACGCGCUCAUGGAGAGAGGCUCGGUGGCCGGCUUCUACCGGUGGUCCCGAGGGGUCCAGAUGCGCGCCAACCUGGACCUGAUGAUGGACUGGCUCCAGAGCAUCGGUUUGGCCGACGUGGCCGCGGACUUCUUCCAGAAACUCUCGGCGGCCGUCGACCUGCUAGCCACGCCCAAAGAAACGCUGCUGCAGGCGUCGUGGACUUCCCUGAAAUGUGAGUUUUCCGCCUUAAACGCGGCGCAGCUGCAACACAUGCUGAGCCGGUACAGCACCGGCAAGAACCGACCCGGAGGCUGGACUCCUGGACCGGAACACGCGGACGCCGCCUGCAGGACGGCGGACAUUUUGGAGAGUUUUGACCAGCACCCACCACUCAUCCUACCGAGCAGGAGCUUCUUUUUGGAAGAAGCCCACCAGGACCCCACCCUCCUGGAGCAGCUGGCCCACCUACAGCAGGCCAUCAGACAGAAGUCCCACGGGGAACAUCUCAACCCACAGGAGGAGUGCGACCUCGCUAGUGCACGGAAUCGUCUUGCUAGUGAGGACAACGAGCGGACUAUCACGCGGAUAAACGUCUUUCCUUUUCAGAUGGUAUCUGAGGAGCGUACGUCAGCGUCUUCCGCAAGCUCGUCCCCCGAGCGCCCCCCGACCUCGUACCCGCAGAGCCCGGCGGCAGAGUCCGCCAGCGAGCCGAGCGUCGGCGAGGAGGUUCCGACCCGCGAGCUGAACGGCGCGGAGAUCCGCAGCUUCCUGCCGGGACGCGGCCGGCGGGACGCGUGCGACCAGAGCGUUCCUCCGGACCCCUCCUGCCUGCUCACGCCCCCCGACACCCCCCAGGGAGACAUGGAGGCCCAGGUUCACCACAAUAACAAAGAAUCAGAUGGUGGACGUGUUGUCGAUAAAGAAGAAGAAGAAAAGUGUGACGACGACGUGUUCACAGUGGAGAUACACCGAGGUCCUCGCGGUCUCGGCUUGGCAUUGGUGGACGGCACGAAGACAUCGCUGAGGAUGAGCGGAAUCUACGUCAAGUCGCUUGUUCCCGACUCGCCCGCCGCUCGGUGCCGACGCCUCAAGACGGGAGAUCGAAUCCUCGCCGUCAACGGUGUCAGUCUGGUCGGAUUGGAUUACAGCGUUGGCAGGGAAGCGAUCCGCUCUUCGGGCGACUCGCUGAGGCUGCUGGUGGCCAACAUGGACGCCAACAAGAGCUCGCAGACGACCAAAUGUUGAACGGGAAGUCUCAAGCUUCCUUCCUGCUUCCUGUCUGCAAGUCUCUCCAGUCACCAAACCUUUUUUUUUUUUUUUUUUUUUUUGUAUCUUUUCAAAGUUUUUACUGAUUUAUAUUUAUAAAGAAACUUCGCUAUUUUCUCAUAUUUAUACAAUUCUUCAACAUAUACACAAUAAAUACUUAAUAUUGAA